UGUACCAAGAGCAUUCUACUGCAUACUGUGGUCAGUGGCACAGCCGAGGGGGCCUCAGAUCUUUGAUGUUUCCAUAGAAAUUACAAAGAAAAAAGACUGGGAUGCGAAUGGAUAUGCUGAAUGAACCAAAGUCUCAACUUUAAAAACCCAUACGUGGACAUAUGUAGAUUACAGGUGGAAUGGGUGUGGAGCAGGGGGUGUGGAGGAGGCAGUUUACACACACACACACCUGUGUGCUUUCCUCGAUGCCAUUCUCAUUCCUGCAUGAACAGCCAAGUCGCAUUCAUCUCAGCCAUGAAUACGGUUCGAUAUUGAUGGGGUACCAAGCGGCGCACCAGUGCAACGAACACAGGAAAACGACCACGAUUCAGAGAAUAGCAGCUCAGUGAAGAGAACUGGCAGAAAUAUGUUGGUUCCUCACUUUUCGGAGACGGCCCCGUCAGAGGGCAUGUUGGCAAUACUGCAGCAGGAGGACAGCAGUGAGUGCGUGGUGGACCAGACGCCGCAGUACUUCUUCCUGCUACUCUCCAAGGUGGCCCUCAACACACUAGUCCUGUCAUUCUGGCUUCGCAGCAUCACCAAAUCUAUGCUGGGCAUCUACAGCAUCUCCAUGUAUGUGGUGGACCUGCUGCUGGUGUGCAGCAUCUCCUGGGCCUGGUGGUUCCGGGAGAACCUCGGCACCCACGUGUCCGUGUGCUUCACCCUGUCUCACGGCUCCGCCGUCUACUCCGUCCUGCCCUUGCCGGUCCUGGCGGCCGGCGCCAUCGACUACGCCGCCCGUCGGCACCCCGAGGCCAGCCAAUGCUCUGUUGCCAGGGCUGCAGGGCACUGUGGGGUGGUGCUCAUGUUGUGGGUGCUGGCCUGCUCCUACUCCUACUGUUACACUGACACGGAGCUGCUGAUGGUGGACUACAAGGAGGGAGCGAAGGCUCUCGUGUGUCCUGUGCAGGCAUCAAUAGUGGUGAGCUUCUUCAGUCUCAACCUGUCGCUUGCCGUGGGCUUCAUCCUGCUGCUCUACUACCGGGGACUACCUCACUGGGUUGACCAAGCCAGCAAACUCUCCAGCCAGAGGGCCUGGAUAUUGGUCCCAAGGAGCAACCAGGCCUUGUCGGCCAAGUUGGAGACCCUCGAAGUAGGGCCGAUCAAGGAAGCCCCCGUGGCGGCAGUCAAGGUGGAUCAGCAGCCUCCUCUCUUUGUCAGCCUGACUCUGUGCUUCGCCCUUAACUGGACCCCCUACCUUCUCAUGUCCAUGGCCUGCGACACCCUGGGGUUCACUGUGCCCGCCUACGCCACCGUCAACCUUCUCUGGUCGGCCUGUGCCAACAGCCUGCUAGAGGGCAUGGUCAUCUGGUACAGCAGUACCGACAACACGCCUCCCUACAAAUCAUCAGAUGACAUCUGUGAAUGGAGCAUCUACUGGCUUUUGAGUAAAGGGUACAGGUGGCAGAUGGCCAGCGAGACGCCCCAUGACAAAUUAAGUUCACCCGAGACAGCUGAUAUGGCGAUUCUGGAGAUGUAGGGUAGGGUUUUAAAUCAGAAUUGUAUAGGUACCAUGUGAAGACUAGCCUCUUAGUGAAACUGGAACAUUGUGCUGUUUGCAUAGGGCCCAGACAUUAAAAAACAAAAUCAAACCUGACCCAUCUUUUGGUACAUAGGAAAUAAGCCUGCAUGCAUGGCAACGCCUUUCAAAGCUUCAAUGUUUGUAUAAUAGAGUGUAAAUAUCAUUUUAAAUAAACAUUAGAUUUAAGCCCGUA
Molecule: messenger RNA, 1754 nt
Organism: Electrophorus electricus (electric eel)
Lineage: Eukaryota; Metazoa; Chordata; Actinopteri; Gymnotiformes; Gymnotidae
Product: putative G-protein coupled receptor 160
Cellular component (GO): signaling receptor complex; plasma membrane
Source: RefSeq, a predicted model, not a curated record